Messenger RNA from Eublepharis macularius, 3102 nucleotides. RefSeq names its product zinc finger protein 276 (gene ZNF276). Gene Ontology annotation, cellular component: nucleus. NCBI's taxonomy places the organism in Eukaryota, Metazoa, Chordata, Lepidosauria, Squamata, Eublepharidae. Gene Ontology annotation, biological process: regulation of transcription by RNA polymerase II. Gene Ontology annotation, molecular function: transcription coregulator activity; zinc ion binding. Bases 1 to 2664 code for a protein of 887 amino acids. The transcript is spliced from 12 exons. The record is from RefSeq and is a predicted model, not a curated record.
AUGACUGGACCGGAACCCUUCGCUCCUGCGCAGGGACUGCCCGGACUGCAGGGACAGGGGCGGCCGGAAGUGUUACAACGACGGGGCGAGGGCGACCGACGCCAGAGGGGGCGGGCCUCCUGCCAGGCCGCUUUCUCAUUGGGCAGCGGCGCUCGGGAAGGGUGGGUGGGGAUUGGCCAGCCCUCCCGGAAGCGGCCCCGGCGCGCCUCUCCGCUCUCGGGGUGCGCCCACCUGCCUGGCUGCGUCGCCGCGGGGUUGGAGCCCCGCGGCGCCUUCGAGACCCACGCGCUGCUCUUCUGCCCGCCCUCCAGCUCCUUCCAGCCUGGCCCAGCGGGCCUCCAGAGGGGGAGCCCCCCGCAGCCGCCAAGGGAGCCGACGGCGCGUCCAGGACUUGCCGAGAGCGCCCCGCGGACUACCGAGCCCGCCGGGCCAGCCGGCACUCGCUCGCCCUUCGGUCCCCGGUGCCCAACGCGCGUCGAGGCCGCGGGCCGGCGGAACGGUCUGGGACCAGAAACUGGCGGCGGCGGCGGCCUGUCAGGCGCCAGGCGGCUGCAAGGGCUGCCUCGGCGCCGCCUCCCGCCCGCGCUGCACCCCCGCCCGGGCGCCUGUCCGGCUGGCUGGCUGGCGCGGCGCGGGGGCCGGGCGGGCUCCUCCAUCCGCCAGGGGCGCUGCGUGGCUGAGCCGAGCCUGGCCGAGGCGAGGCGGGGCGCGCGGGGCCGGGAGAGGCAGCCAGGCGCGCGGGGCCGGUGCGGGCGCGGGGCGGCGAUGAAGCGGGAUCGGCGCGGCCGGUUCCUGCCCUCCGCCGCGGCGGCCAGAGCGGGUCCGGAGCCGGCGCAGGCAGAGGCCGCCUCCCGGGCCCGCCGCGGACGCCCCGCCGCCCGCCAGCCCGAGAGGAGCGCGCCGCAGCCGCCGACGCAGCCACAGCCGCCGCCGCCGGAGCGAUGGGCCUCGCCGGGCCAGGAGGCGGGAGGAAUCGGCCGGGCUCUGAGCACGGGCUACUGCCGGCUCUGCCAUGGGAAGUUUUCAUCGCGGAGCCUGCGGAACGCUUUUGGGAAGGUGCCUGUGAUGAGCGAGAGCUCCGAGAAGCAGCGGCGCUUGGACCAAGUCUUCUUUACAGAUUUCCAGCGCCUGGUGGGGGUGGCGGUACGGCAGGAGCCCAGCCUGCCCCAGUUUGUUUGCAAGAAGUGCCAUGCCCAGUUCUACAAGUGUCGCAGCAUCCUCAAAGCGUUCAUUCAGAAGGUGAACGUCUCACCGACCGGCCACAUCAAGGCAGGAGGAAAGAACAACGUCUGCUCAUCUCCGCUCACUGCUGAAGGACCUCCUUCUGUGGCAGACCUGAUCACGUCCAGCCCCCAGUGCCUCCACAACUUGGUGAUGUGGACUCACAAUCAUGCUGAGAGCUGCCAGAUUUUGCCGAGCCUCCAGAGCGUGCUCUCCUCGGAGUACUGCGGGAUCAUCCGAGCCGUGUGGGGCUGCGGGGAGGGCCACGAUUACGUCAUGAGUACGGAUUCAGACUGUAGCAGCUUGCUGGUGGAUACUGCCUUGUCUGUGAAGUGGGACUUGCCCAAGAGCACAGUACAGCUUGCCACUGGCAACGGGGUGGGGGCUGCCGCCGCACCAGAACCCCAACAGAGCCCAGCUAGGACAGGAGCCAGCCAGGAACCUGCGAACUCAGGGACUGAUUUGCCCGCAUUCAGCACCGAAAAGCAGUUGGCUGAGAGUCAGGAUAUGCCUUCCUUGCAAGAUGCUGCCGGAGCUGCUUUGCAGGAGACAGGUCUUCCACGGCCAGCGUGCCCGCUCAACGGUAGUCCCGGACAGCUGUGUGAGAAGCUGGUUCCACCUGCAGCGUCGGAUGAGCGGGUAAAAGACGAGUUCAGUGACCUUUCUGAGGGGGACUCCUCAAGCGACGAUGAGAAUGACAAGAGAACACGGUCUUCGGAUGAUUCUUUUGAGCCUUAUCCAGAAAAAAAGAUGUCAAACAACCGAAGAGCGGAGAGCAAAGAAGCCAAGGCAGCAGAAGAGCCAAAAAUAAGGAAGAAGCCAGGACCCAAACCGGGCUGGAAAAAGAAGAUCAAAUGCGAGAGGGAGGAGCUGCCAACUAUUUACAAGUGUCCUUAUCAGGGCUGCACAGCUGUGUAUCGGGGGGCGGACGGCAUGAAGAAACACAUCAAAGAGCAUCAUGAAGAAGUCCGGGAAAGGCCCUGCCCCCACCCAGGUUGCAACAAGGUGUUCAUGAUUGACAGGUACCUUCAGCGCCAUGUAAAGCUCAUCCACACAGAGGUCCGGAACUAUAUCUGUGAUGAAUGUGGCCAGACGUUUAAGCAACGCAAGCACCUCUCCGUUCAUCAGAUGCGCCACUCUGGUGCGAAACCCCUCCAGUGUGAAAUCUGUGGCUUCCAGUGCCGACAGCGAGCAUCUCUCAAAUACCACAUGACAAAACACAAAGCUGAGACGGAACUGGAGUUCGCUUGCGAUCAGUGUGGGAAACGUUUUGAGAAGGCCCAUAACCUAAACGUCCACAUGUCCAUGGUGCAUCCUUUGAUCCAGAUUCAGGACAAAGUCAAGGCGGCUGAGCCCGAGCAAGAGGACCUGCCGGAUGCCCCGGAGGCUGCUGACAGCCAGCCAGUCAAAUCAGAGCUCCAGGCACAGCAAGAGCCCACCUGAUCAGCAGCGGGAGGGCAGGGAGAGCCAAUUCAGCUAGCGGGGGAGUUUUUAAGUGUAUAUUUUAAUGGAUUCUCCGCAGUGAACUUUGCAGUUGCUUCCUCUUGAUCAUGGAAAGCUUUCCAUUGCCGUGUCUCUCUCUGUGCACAUGUGUCUGACCCCCAGCAGUGUUGUAUGAAGCAACACCCGUUUCUCUGAAGGAGCAGGCAGUCCUGGUUUCCCCCGACGUGGUGAAGGUCAGAGUAACCACACACCUGUUGUAAAGGUGUGCCUCGGUAGACAUAAACGGAUUCAUUUCCGGCGGCUCUAAUGAUAGCAAAAGUGGUUUAAACCCAGCCAGUUUGUUUUAAAUUCAGAUCCAAAGGCAAUUUAAAAAGACAGGACAUUUGUAAUCUAAUUUUUAUUGUAACAAAGUCAUGGUUAUGCUUGUAAUAAAUUAUU